Alosa alosa (allis shad) is the source of this 689-nucleotide messenger RNA. RefSeq names its product alpha-lactalbumin-like. The record is from RefSeq and is a predicted model, not a curated record. The transcript is spliced from 4 exons. The coding region runs from base 215 to 640 and encodes 141 amino acids. NCBI's taxonomy places the organism in Eukaryota, Metazoa, Chordata, Actinopteri, Clupeiformes, Clupeidae.
UUUUAUUUAUUUGUUUGCCUUCAAGUCGUUUGCCACGUUGAACUCACCUCUGGGUUCAACACCAGCGCUAAGAACCAGCUAACGGUUCCCCAAGACUCCAAGGGUUCUGGAAGCCAAGGAGGGCGCCGCUGGGGUAGACGGUCAGCCGGUGCUGGAGGCUCGCGGUUUCCAAUUUCCAUGUUCAUGGGCUCAAAGUCCGAGAAGGGACCUGGUGAUGGCAGCAGCAGCGAGGAGUCGGCCGAGCAGCGAGGAGUCGGCUGAGCAGCGCGGAGAACUGUGGACCCUCUACGGCAUUUUCCAGCUGAGCGACCGCGUCAUGUGCAAUUCUAGUUCCGUGCCAUCACUGAACAUCUGUCAGAUGGACUGCCAAGCCUUUCUGGAUGAUGACAUUGCUGAUGAUAUCGCCUGCGCUGUAAAAAUUAUACCCAAAAUGAUGUCCAACCCUGAUGAACAAACAGAGGCCAAGGCUCUCUUAAAGAAAAUCUUUUCUCUCUUGUCGCAGGAUGGCGCUGUUGUUCCAGCCGGAAUGCAGCGCUGUAAAGUACAAGGAGUUCUUUGCCGCCUGCCAGUGAGCAACUCAAGGCCAUGUUGUAAGAGUAGGAUAAAUGCAAUCAUUCCCUAUUUGCAUUUUGUAGAGUAGUAAAAUUGCAACAGUUCUACGCAAUCACGCCUUCUCAAAAGAAAUAAUA